Nothobranchius furzeri (turquoise killifish) is the source of this 2019-nucleotide messenger RNA. Its product is annotated as E3 SUMO-protein ligase ZBED1-like. Gene Ontology annotation, biological process: regulation of transcription by RNA polymerase II. Gene Ontology annotation, molecular function: protein dimerization activity; DNA binding. NCBI's taxonomy places the organism in Eukaryota, Metazoa, Chordata, Actinopteri, Cyprinodontiformes, Nothobranchiidae. The record is from RefSeq and is a predicted model, not a curated record. Gene Ontology annotation, cellular component: nucleus.
AUGGCGGACAGAGAUACAGAGCGAACAUUGCCAGUGAUCAAAGAUGCACCCGCUACAUUUAGAUCGGAUGUCUGGACUAAUUUCGGCUUUUAUGAGCUAGACGGAAAGCUCGACAAGACGCACACUGUGUGUAAGGUGUGCCACACGAAACUAAAGUACUUUGGGAAUACAACUAAUAUGUCCAAACAUUUUGAACGUUUCCACCCUGCGAGGACUUCUUCAGCAAUAGCCACAAAAACAGCGAGCACAUCCCAGCCAACUAUUAAAGAAGCGCUGACAACUUUACCGUCUGCUUCGGAGAGAGGGAAGAAGAUCACCCGUUCUGUUGCAUGCUUUAUUUCUAAAGAUUUACGACCAUAUUCUGUGGUAGAGAAUGCCGGGUUUCGCUACCUUUUGAAGACGCUCGAGCCUUGGCAUAACCUACCAACAAGAAGACACUUCACAGAAACUGUUGUGCCUGCAUUGUACAACGAGACCAAAGCCCAGGUAAUGGAAUCAAUGAGUAAAGCAAGCCGCGUAGCCAUUACAUGUGAUUCAUGGAUGUCAACUGCAAAGGAGUCGUACGUAACAAUAACGGCACAUUAUAUAAGCAGUGAUUGGCAGCUUGUAUCACAUGUGCUGCAGACAAGAGCUCUGUAUGAGAGUCACACGGGUGCUAAUCUGGCGGAGUUACUGUCUGAAGUUGUGGAUGAAUGGCAUCUAGCAGACAAAGACAUUGUGCUGGUAACAGACAACGCGUCUAACAUGAUACGUGCAGCUGAAGUUGGGAAGUUCCCUCAAGUAAAAUGCUUUACGCAUACACUGAAUCUCGCUGCACAGCGUGCACUUAAACUGCAGACUGUUUCCAGACUUCUGGGCAGAAUCUGCCGCGUGUCAACAUUCUUUCAUCACAGCACUAUUGCAAACCACCAGUUGCAAUCCAACCAGAAACAUAUAGGCCUGCCAACCCAUAAACUGAAAACUGAUGUGGCAACAAGGUGGAAUAGCGCACAUGAUAUGAUGGAGAGGUACUUGGAACAGCAACCUGCAAUCCAUGCUGCCCUGCUGAGACCUCAGGUCACAAAAGAUGAUGCUGAACAUUACACUCUCAACAAAACAGAACUGGAGAACGCAGCGCAUGCAGUGAAGGCAUUAAGACCAAUGAAAGAUGUCACUACAUUGAUGUCAGAGGAGAAGAAUCCAACAGUAUGUCUGAUUUCACCUCUGUAUGCGCAGCUCCUUCAGGACAUGUCAGACACCACUGGUGACUCACCAGUGAUCCGUGAGAUUAAGAAUGCCAUCAAAACAGAUCUCCUAAAGAGAUACAACUCUGAGGAAGAGAAGAAGUUGCUUUAUACAGCCUCUGCUCUGUAUACACGUUUUAAGGGACUGCCUUUCCUCACAGCAGAUGAGAGAUUGAGAAGUGUCGUGACAGAGGCUGCAGCAUUGGAGGAAACUGAAGCAGAUGAAAUGCCUGCUGGAGCCAUGAAUUCAGGAAUCCAGGAAGAAGACAUGCUGUGUGUGGAGGACAACAUGCACAGGAAGGACAAUGUUCCCUCCUGCCAAUCUGCUGCCAAAAGGAAGGCCUCAUCAUCACUACUCGUGACUUUGCUUGGACAUACAUUCACUGACAAUGAGGCUGCAGUGCAAAACAAAACCAGCGAUUCCAGGGCUGAGGAGGAAGUGCACAAUUACUGCAGAGCUCCAUCUUUGCCUCUCACAGAAAAUCCCUUGAACUGGUGGCAUGGCCACGAGUUCACCUUUCCUCUCCUGUCCAAGCUGUCAAAGAGAUACUUGUGUAUCCCAGGGACAAACUCAAAUCGAAUCGUGAGGCAGAUGAUCGGAAUCGGAUCUAAUCGUGAGGCAGCUCGUAUAGCUGCUGGUAAAAGGGAGCCCCAAGCUAUCUCAUGCCUUGAAGAUAAAAAGGGUCAAAGUCAUUACGAGAGUAAAAAGCUUGUGAAUAUUAUGGCUGAUUACUAUAAACAGCUUUACGCCUCAGAUGUCUCGGCACCACAAGAAGCUCAUACAGUCUAUGCCUAG